Messenger RNA from Aspergillus nidulans FGSC A4, 981 nucleotides. RefSeq names its product protein eglA. The coding region runs from base 1 to 981 and encodes 326 amino acids. Gene Ontology annotation, molecular function: hydrolase activity, hydrolyzing O-glycosyl compounds; cellulase activity. The record is from RefSeq and is a predicted model, not a curated record. Gene Ontology annotation, cellular component: extracellular region. Gene Ontology annotation, biological process: glucan catabolic process; polysaccharide catabolic process. NCBI's taxonomy places the organism in Eukaryota, Fungi, Ascomycota, Eurotiomycetes, Eurotiales, Aspergillaceae. The transcript is spliced from 5 exons.
AUGAGGUCUCUCGUCCUUCUGUCGUCCGUCCUGGCCCUGGUGGCACCCUCCAAAGGCGCCUUCACAUGGCUUGGUACCAACGAAGCCGGUGCCGAAUUCGGCGAGGGCUCCUACCCCGGCGAACUGGGCACGGAAUACAUUUGGCCUGACCUGGGUACGAUUGGUACGCUGAGGAACGAGGGGAUGAACAUAUUCCGCGUUGCGUUCUCCAUGGAGCGCCUGGUGCCUGAUUCGUUGGCUGGACCGGUAGCGGACGAGUAUUUUCAGGACUUGGUCGAGACGGUCAACGGCAUUACGGCCCUGGGUGCGUAUGCAGUCCUUGACCCGCAUAAUUAUGGACGGUACUACGGCAACAUUAUCACUUCAACCGAUGACUUUGCAGCCUUCUGGACCAUCCUUGCCACCGAGUUCGCUUCUAAUGAGCUUGUCAUCUUCGAUACCAAUAAUGAAUACCACACCAUGGACCAGUCCCUUGUCCUGAACCUCAAUCAGGCGGCCAUAGACGCUAUUCGCGCCUCCGGUGCCACCAGCCAAUAUAUCUUCGCGGAAGGAAACUCUUGGACUGGAGCCUGGACCUGGGUGGAUGUCAACGACAACAUGAAAGCGCUCACCGAUCCCCAAGAUAAGCUCAUCUACGAGAUGCACCAGUAUCUUGACUCCGACGGCUCUGGGACGAACACGGCCUGCGUCAGUUCUACUAUCGGCAGCGAACGCGUGACAGCCGCUACAAACUGGCUGCGAGAGAACGGGAAACUGGGGGUGCUCGGUGAGUUUGCAGGCGCAAACAACCAGGUCUGCAAGGACGCAGUCGCAGAUCUGCUGGAGUAUCUUGAGGAAAACAGUGAUGUAUGGCUUGGGGCCCUUUGGUGGGCUGCUGGGCCUUGGUGGGGUGAUUAUAUGUUCAACAUGGAGCCUACUUCGGGUAUUGCAUACCAGGAGUACUCGGAAAUCUUGCAGCCGUAUUUCGUGGGAAGUCAAUAA